GCGGAUCCCACAUGAGCGUUAAAACUUCAUACUACUGUGCUCUCUAAAAUUCAUGAGUUCGAAAAAAGGUUAAAAUAGAGGACGGUUUUCAUUCGAUAUAAAAGUAAACAUAAAAAUGAUAAGUUAUAAACAGUGUAAAACGCGCUGUCAUCAGAGUGAGGGCAAAAUGGAUUAUAUGCAACAGUUAUUCGAGCCAGUAUAUCUGAUUGCCGCUGUCAUAGUCGUGCUAAGUUUCUUGUAUAUUAUCAAAGGAAAGAAAUACACUAACCUUCCUCCGGGACCGAAACCAUGGCCAAUUAUAGGUAACAUAUUUGAUGUCAAAGGAAAGGGAGCACUGUAUGAAGUUGCCUUAAACUUACGACAGAAGUAUGGAGACAUAGUUCGGCUAAACCUUGGUCCGGGUAACAAUAUUGUGCUAGUUAUCGGACAAGAGAAGAUAUUCAAGGCAGCUGUCACGAUGAACGAGUCAUUUAAAUACAGACCUACAAAUUUUGCUGCUACAAAAUAUAUUUUCAGAAACAAAGGACUUCUUCAAUCGAAUGGCGAUGUUCAUUCUAGUGUAAGAAAAUUCACACUAAACGCAUUGAGAGAUUUCGGCGUUGGGAAACGAAGUAUCGAAGGUCGAGUUCAAGAGGAAGCAGUUAUUUUAAGUGAAGUUUUAGAGAAACUAGAUGGAAAACCAGCAUAUCAUCUCGAUACCUUUAAAAUGGCCGUCGCAAAUAUUAUUGCAGGAAUUGUCUACGGAAGCAGAUUUGAGUAUAAUGAUCCGACUUUUACUGAUUUGAUUCACAAGAUCGAUGAAAUAUUCAAAGAUCUAAGCGUAUUUCUUCCGGAAAACUUCUUACCCAUAUUGCGAUUUCUUCCGGGAUCAAAGCUAAGCAAAGUGCUAGCAAAUGUCAAAAGUAUUGAAAAGUAUGUCAAAGGUCGUAUUGAAGAGCAUCGGGAAACGUUUGACCCCGACAACAUCCGGGACUUUGUUGACCUGUUUUUAAAGAAUGAAGGCGGAAGUGGAGACGACGCUAUAAAUGAAGUCAAUUUAUUCCGCCUGAUUGUCGACCUCUUCAAUGCCGGCACUGAUACUACUGCCACUACUAUGACCUGGGCAAUCAUCCAUCUAAUUAAGCAACCGGAAGUCCAGAAAAGAUGCAGGGAUGAGAUUCUCGAGGUUGUUGGUACAGGACGAAGCGUUAGUCUUGAUGACAAGAAAGACCUUCCAUAUUUACAAGCUUUUAUUGACGAGGUUCUACGGUAUAGUUCAAUUGCACCACAAACAGUUCCCCAUUCUGUAAUAGAAGACACAGAGUUUGAAGGUUACACCAUACCUAAAAAUAGCGUCGUAAUAUUCGUUCUCUUCACUAUGUUGAUGGACAAAGACAAGUGGGGAGAUCCGGAUAAUUUCAGACCUGAGAGGUUCCUGUCUGAAAAAGGCGAAUAUGUUCAAGACAAGGAACACUUUGCACCGUUUGGUUUGGGUGGAAGGUCAUGCGUUGGCAAGUUUUUAGCAAAACAGGAGCUAUUCAUAUUUCUUGGAACACUGAUACAGCGGUUUGAGUUUAAAUCUCCAACUGGAAGUCCUCCGCCAUCAACACGAAGAAUUCAGACGGGAAUAACCAGUCAACCUGAAAGAUAUGACAUAUGUGCUAUACCACUAAAUCAUUGAAGCGUUAAAUAUGAUGUUAUGACAUCGGUGCUACAUUACUAAACCAUUGAAGCGUAAAACACAAUAUAAUACUGUAUAUACUAUUUCACAAAAUCAUUGAAGUGUAAAACGCAUUGUAAUGACAUACUGUAUGUGCUAUACCUCUAAAUUUUUGAAGCCUAAAACGCCUGUUAUGACAAAAAUGCUAUACCACUAAAUCAUUGAAGGUAAAACAUGAUUUACAUCAUGUUGUGACAUAAAGUGCUAUAUUAGUGAGAAACAUGAAGUUCUAACAUCGGUGCUUUACGACAUAAUCGUUGAAAUUUAAACACACAAUGAUUAAAUCCGUGUUACAUUAUCAGAAAACGGUAAGACUGUAUAGCAGGAAAACUUAUCUCGAAGCAAUUUCUAAAAUCUAAAUUCACGUUAUUGGACGAUGCCCUUUAAAGAGUGAUAACCUCACUUUAAAGGGCAGGUAACUCACAAACUUUUAUAGUGACCCCAAAAUUGUUUACACAGUUGAUAAGUUCUUUAUUGCGUAGCAUUGUUAAAAGUAGUAUUUAUUUUAGCUUUUUUAUAUUAACCCUUGUAAUUUGAGAGCCUUAUGACACUUUUGAAUGUUUGUUCUUGAUAUUUACGUGUUGAUUCACUCGUAGAAAUGUAGUGAAUCGGGUCAUUGCUAUCAUAUUCUAUUAUUAUGAUACAUGACAUGAUUCAUAACACAUUUUAGAUGUUUAAAAUGUAUUGUAUGCAUGCACAUGAAAUAAAUGUAUGUUUUGUCAAAAUUUAAUCUACAGGUACUUAUGAUUUAACUUCACAUUUAUUAUCUUCACGAGAAUUUGAAAUAUAUUCAAGUCAGAAUCCACACUGUGAUUGAAAUAUUGAAAUAACAAUAUUGUCCGUCUGUACAUGAACCUGCAUCUAUAAAUUGUAUAUCUGCGCAACAUCUAAAAAAGCUAUCUAGAUUUCAUAAAAAAACUCAACAUUUGAUCAAAAUUUUGUGAAUAGGCUUAAAUUUACUGAUUCUUUGUACCCCCGACAAACAAAGUUAGAGGGGGUAUUUAAACGUGUUAUUUGUCUUGGUCAUAUCAAAAGAUAUACUUGAAACUUGAAAUAUAUCACUUGCCCCUCACCAUUGUGGAUUUAAUCCCGUCAGGAACUUAGGGUUCUUACGUGUGAGAAAGCUAUCAUAGCUUACGGGACGUCGACAGUUGUACUCUGGUGACCGCUCGUGCCUGAAAUAAUGCACGGAAGGUCAUCUGAAGUCCCCAUCCACCAGUAUAGAUAUAACAAAGAAUAAAGAAAAGUAACAGGAAUGUAUAAAAUAAUGGUGAAACCCCUGUUUAUUCAUUGCUAAAUGAUUUCAAAAUAACAUGCAUAAUGUGCGGCACACGAAAUCAAUGUGUACAAUAGGUUUUGAUUGUGCAUUGUAAAUAUAACAUACAUUUGCAAAGGGUUCAUGA
Molecule: messenger RNA, 3102 nt
Organism: Ruditapes philippinarum (Manila clam)
Lineage: Eukaryota; Metazoa; Mollusca; Bivalvia; Venerida; Veneridae
Product: cytochrome P450 2B1-like
Exons: 11
Coding region: 116-1660 (514 amino acids)
Biological process (GO): xenobiotic metabolic process
Cellular component (GO): intracellular membrane-bounded organelle; cytoplasm
Molecular function (GO): heme binding; oxidoreductase activity, acting on paired donors, with incorporation or reduction of molecular oxygen, reduced flavin or flavoprotein as one donor, and incorporation of one atom of oxygen; iron ion binding
Source: RefSeq, a predicted model, not a curated record